CCUAAUUUAGAGUUUCUACCUUUUUGCAGGCUUACACGCACCACGUGCAGCAUACUGAAACAACACUGGGCAGCUCAGCAGGGACUGGCAUCCCUACGUUCCAUUUUCCCCCAGCCAACAGUGUGGCUGCCCCAGCAGAUCCCUUGGUUCAGCUCUUCUGGGAGCAGCUGAUGCAGCAGAAACUCUUGCACCCGCUCCCUUUGGCUCCCCUCCCUGCAAAGCACUAAAUAUGUCUUUCCCACACGGCCGCUGAGCUCCACUGGCCCAGAGCCCAUGAGCACUAAAUUGUCUUUCUGAUUCAAUUAAUCCAGCAGAAUUCCACCAGCCCAUUGCCCCCCACCUCGUCCCAUGGAAGCCUAGGAUUCCACCAAGACUCAAAGAGUACCAUCCUCCUCCACUGACACUUGCAGCACAAGACCCUUGCUGAGAGGGUCUGUUCCAGACACCAAAACAUAUCUCAGGAAAAACAGCAACAUUUUGCAAGGCUCAAGGAUUUCCAGUACAUCAGUGGCAGGCCAAGAAGGAGCAACUCUUCUACUGCUAUGAAAGGAAACCUCUAAGCCCUACCCCUGUACCAUUAACUAUUGUCCUCUACAAGAUCUGGAAAACAUGAAGGCUGUAGCCCUCUUCAUUUGUCUUGUAGGACCAGUUUUUGCUAUUCCAAGUGAAUAUAUUCAUUCUGAAGCCUCAAAGGAAGAGAACACAGGGUAUGUAGACAAGGGUGAUUUGCUGCUUACUCCCAGAAACUUAAAACCAGGCUCUGAAGACAGGGAUGAGCCCCAGACCAUUAGGAAACAAAGAAGAACUGGGAGCGAGCAUCAAGUGAAAAACAGCCUGAAAAGCAUCGAUUUCCUUGUACUGCACAAUAAACUAGGUUUGGCUUCUGAUAACCAGGACAGUGACUCUGGGAGCAGCAGCAGAGAACAGUCCAGCUCUGAGCACGACCAGCUCAGGAAGCAUGAGAAACACGGGAACACGGCAAACCGACACCUUCCAGGCCACGCAGAACACCCAUUGGGCGCUUUCAGCCUUCAUCACGAGCAUAACAUGUGGAAAUAUAACAAAAAUGCUGUUGGCCUGUCAAAAAAAAACAGUGAAAGCGAUGAAGAGGAAAGCAUGGAAGAAGAGGAUGAGAAAUGGGAUGAAGAAACUGAUUACAGAGACACAAAGCACAAAGACCAUCAGACACGUCAAGGUGACCAAUACAAAAGACAGCAACAUGAGAACAGCAUGCAAUUAGAUGAACUCCUGAGAGAUUCCAGCCAACCAACCUGGAAAACCAAGAGACACAGCAAGAAAUUUGACCUAGAGGAAGAAGAGAGGGAAAACAGGAAGAAGUCCUAUAAAGAAGAAAUCCCCCUCUCUCAAAAAACCCGUAAUGAAUAUCAGGAUGGCAAACAGCAAAGUCAAGAGAGAAAAUACAAUAUUCAAGUGAACUAUCAGAAUGAUCGUGACACAGUGGUGAAAAUAAAAGAUAGGGAAGACAGUAAUGAUGAUGACGGUCACGACAGUGGUGACAUUGAUGGUGAGGAGUAUCUCAGCAAUACCUGGAAAGACACAGCCUAUGAGGAAGAGGAGAGAAUCCAGAGUAACGACCAGGAGAACACCAGUACUGAGUCUGAAGGGGAAGGAACCACUGAGGAUGACACUGCAGUUCGCAAAGAGACUGAGGAUUACCAAAUUGUCAAGAUUAAAGACCUUGCUCCCUCUGAACAAGAUGAUCAUGAGCCACCUGAUUCUGACAACAAGCAGCAACUGAAAAUGAGUAGCUCCAUUCAGAACAUGAAUUCAAUGGACAGUGAAGAUAAGGUUAAGACUACAAACAGUUCCCGUGGUGAGAUGGAAAGUGUCAGCAACAGGAAUGAGCAGGCUGUCCUUGGACUGCCAGACACGUGUCGGAACUUCCACUGCAAAAGAGGCAAAGUCUGUCAUGCAGACAAACAAGGGGAACCCCACUGCAUUUGCCAAGAUCCUGCUGCUUGCCCUCCCACCGAAGACUAUGAGCAUGUUUGUGGUACAGAUAACAAGACUUAUGACGGCACAUGUCAACUCUUUGGCACCAAAUGUCAACUGGAAGGGACAAAAAUAGGACGCCAGCUGCACCUAGACUAUAUGGGCUCCUGCAAACACAUCCCUCCCUGUACUGAUUAUGAAGUGGAUCAGUUUCCCCUCCGGAUGCGGGACUGGCUUAAGAACAUCCUUAUUCAAUACUAUGAACGUGACCUGAGCACUUCUGGGAUUCUAACCGAAAAGCAAAGGAAUAAGGUAAAAAAGAUCUACCAGAAUGACAAGCGCCUUGUGGCUGGUGACCACCCAGUUGAGCUGCUCCUGCAUGACUUUGAGAAAAAUUACCACAUGUAUGUGUAUCCUGUGCACUGGCAGUUUCACCAGCUUGAUCAGCACCCUGUUGACAGAUUAUUAACACACUCGGAGCUCGCACCCUUGAGAGCCUCCCUUGUUCCCAUGGAACACUGCAUAACCCGUUUCUUCCAAGAGUGCGAUGGAGACCAGGACAAACUCAUCGCUUUGAAGGAAUGGUGCCACUGCUUUGGGAUUAAGGAAGGUAAACCCAAAAGAAUAGGCAGAUGUACCUGACAGAAUGUUCCCACCAAGAACAUUACUCACACAUCAGCAAAGGUCUGAGGCAAAGAAAUUGUAAGCAGAAGCCCAUGGCUACUGUGCCGAGAGGAAAACAGAACACUAAUAACAAGACUGCAAAGGGUCAACAAGGGUUAAGGGUUAACAACAUAGCACAGGUUAAUCCCAGAAGAGUUAUGGGACAGAAGGCAUUUGGCCAAACAGGACUGAAGAAAUGUGUUCAAAAUCCUACUAGCAAGUCCCUAAUUUUAAGCAGAGGCUGAUUCUAGUCAGAAGUCAGACACACGGAACCUUUGCUCUUCCCAGAAUUUUUCAAGCUCUUCUGAUGACAUUUUACCAGUCAUGAAGGACUAAAGCUGCAAGGACUUAUCUAAGUACAUGUAUACUUCUGCCAGUGAUUGCUCAUUCAUAGCAUCAGUCACUUUAUUGAUAGUGAUACAGCAUAAAAAUGUCUCUUUGGCAUAAAAUGUUAAUAAUGUUUUCUUCAUCUUUGUUGCAGAGGACAUAAAUGAAAAUCUCCUUUUCUGAGCCCGGCUGAACAGACUCCCACUACUGCACUAAAACUGAUGAAUCCUGCUUACUUCUGUAAUUAACAGCUGAACAGCUUUCAAGAAAAUGGUGGAAUAAGGUUCACUAAAUUCUUAUCAAACAACCCAAGUGCACAAAAUUUCUACAUUCAUUAACAGCAGAAAAAUGUAACUACUUCAUAGCUAAAAAAAAAGUGUUUCCCCCCACAUGUAUCCAUGAUCUUUCUGAACCAAUAAAUACUACUAACCUAGUGACUAAGCUGUUCACAAAACUCUUCAGCAGAAUUAUAGAAUGUAGAUUUUAUCACUCACUGAAAUGGGACCUGUUUCCUUUAUUUACUGUAUUGUCAACACGCUGCAUAGAAGUCUCAAAUAAAAUAGAAGUCUAUUGGA
Molecule: messenger RNA, 3518 nt
Organism: Vidua chalybeata
Lineage: Eukaryota; Metazoa; Chordata; Aves; Passeriformes; Viduidae
Gene: SPARCL1
Product: SPARC like 1
Exons: 9
Coding region: 610-2595 (661 amino acids)
Biological process (GO): anatomical structure development
Molecular function (GO): calcium ion binding; collagen binding; extracellular matrix binding
Source: RefSeq, a predicted model, not a curated record